AUGUUCAGCCAAGUCGCCAAGAGAUCUGUUGCCCCCAAGUUCGUCAGAUCAUACAUCGCGGGCCAAUUCACCGGAGCCAAGAAGGCUAACGGCAAAUACACCGUCACCAUGAUCGAGGGUGACGGUAUUGGUGUGGAGAUUUCCAAGGCCGUCAAGGAGAUCUACGCUGCCGCCGACGUGCCAGUCGAGUGGGAGGAUGUUGACGUGACUCCUCUUUUGAUCAACGGCAAGACCACCUUGCCUCAAGAGGCCGUGGACUCUGUCAACAGAAACUUGGUCGCCUUGAAGGGUCCAUUGGCUACUCCUGUCGGAAAGGGUCACACUUCCAUGAACUUGACCUUGAGAAGAACCUUCAACUUGUUCGCCAACGUCAGACCAUGUAAGUCUAUUGUUGGUUACAAGACCCCUUACGAGAACGUCGACACCGUGUUGAUUAGAGAGAACACCGAGGGUGAGUACUCUGGUAUUGAGCACACCAUUGUUCCAGGUGUUGUCCAGUCCAUCAAGUUGAUCACCAAGCCUGCUUCCGAGAAGGUUAUCCGUUACGGUUUCGAGUACGCCAAGAGCAUCAACAAGCCUCACAUUGUCAUUGUCCACAAGGCUUCCAUCAUGAAGUUGUCCGACGGUUUGUUCGUCGAGACCGCCAAGGAGGUCGCCAAGGAGUACCCUGACGUUAAGUUGUCCUUCGAGUUGUUGGACAACACCUCCUUGAAGUUGACCCAAGACCCAUCCGAGUACAAGGACGUUGUCAUGGUCAUGCCUAACUUGUACGGUGACAUCAUGUCCGACUUGUCUUCCGGUUUGAUCGGUGGUUUGGGUUUGACCCCAUCCGGUAACAUGGGUAACAAGGUCUCUAUCUUCGAGGCUGUCCAUGGUUCUGCUCCAGACAUUGCCGGCAAGGGUUUGGCUAACCCAACCGCCUUGUUGUUGUCCUCUUGUAUGAUGUUGAGACACAUGUCCUUGAACGCUGACGCUGACAAGAUCGAGAACGCCGUCUUGAAGACCAUUGCUUCUGGUCCUGCCAACAGAACCGGUGACUUGAAGGGUACUGCCACCACCCAGCACUUCACCGAGCAAGUUAUUGCCAACUUGUAA
Australozyma saopauloensis is the source of this 1095-nucleotide messenger RNA. It is a transcript of the gene IDH2, whose product is annotated as isocitrate dehydrogenase (NAD(+)). Bases 1 to 1095 code for a protein of 364 amino acids. The transcript has a single exon. The record is from RefSeq and is a predicted model, not a curated record. Gene Ontology annotation, molecular function: NAD binding; magnesium ion binding; isocitrate dehydrogenase (NAD+) activity. NCBI's taxonomy places the organism in Eukaryota, Fungi, Ascomycota, Pichiomycetes, Serinales, Metschnikowiaceae. Gene Ontology annotation, cellular component: mitochondrion. Gene Ontology annotation, biological process: isocitrate metabolic process; tricarboxylic acid cycle.